AUGAUAAGGAUGAAUGCAAAAAGGGAAGCAGCACAGAGGUGGGAUCAUGCAUUCGGACCAAGAAUUGUGAAAAUCAUUGAGAAGGGUAAGUCUGAGGCAAGGUAUUUGAAGGCAGACUAUGCAGGUAACCAUAAAUUUGAGAUAAGCAGCAGAGACGGUUUGAGGUGGAGCGUUGACUUGACAAAACAUUCAUGUGCAUGCAAAAAAUGGCAGCUUACUGGAAUACCAUGUCCCCAUGCAAUAUCAGGCAUGCUUUCUAGGGAUAUUGGCAUAUAUGAGUACAUCAACCCAUGGUAUAACAAGGAAACAAGCCUCAAGUGUUACUCCCCGGUGAUCCACCCGAUGUCAGGGCUUGAACUGUGGCCAAAAUUGGGAAAGCAUCAUCUCAAUCAACCCAGAAGAAAAAAUAGGCUGACAGACCCAAAAAAAUGA
This is a messenger RNA of Olea europaea var. sylvestris, 432 nucleotides long. RefSeq lists its product as uncharacterized. The coding region runs from base 1 to 432 and encodes 143 amino acids. Gene Ontology annotation, molecular function: zinc ion binding. NCBI's taxonomy places the organism in Eukaryota, Viridiplantae, Streptophyta, Magnoliopsida, Lamiales, Oleaceae. The record is from RefSeq and is a predicted model, not a curated record. The transcript has a single exon.